AUGUUAUUACUUUACUGGUCAACGAUGCUUCAUCGAAUUUGUACUGCGCUCGCUGCUGUGUCCAUGUUCUAUGGACACGAGGCAGCAAGUGCUAGCACAACUGGAAAAGCUGAGACGCUCAAUUGCUUGGCCGAAAUGAAUGAGGCCAGGACAGCAGCUGGACUCGCCCAGUUUGAGGAGGCAUCUAAUGAUAAGCAAAAACUGCCGCAAAGCACCACUUUAAAAGAAGCAAUAAACGCUGGCACUUUAUGGAACGAAAUCUGCACAAUAAUAACAACGGAGGAAAGCAACAGCGCUGAAGCCGAAAAAUUAGAGGGGACCUUCGCGUACUACCCCGGCAAAAAGGACUGCAAAGCGGCAGUCCAGCACUGGAAGGACGGAUUUUCGCUCUUCAAUAACCAGCUGCCCCCAACGUACACAGCAUUAAAUAACCCUGCGGUGUACACCGACAGGGCUGUUUCCUUUAUUGCCCUCUAUAACCCUAAAGCGAGUCCUGUAGCCAGCUGUGCCUUUGUCACCUGCACAACAGCAAGCGAGUUUGCUGCCCCAGCCCUCUCAAAAGGCAAGGAAGGGCCAACAUUAAGGAGCCUCGGAGAUGGAGCUCAAACAACUACUGCCGUUAUUUGCUUGACGAAUCCGAAGGCGCUGACUACUGGGGCGGCGCCAUUCAAGGAAGAUGAAUGGCAGAAGAUUGUUCAAUCUAUAGUUGGUACUGAGGAGGGCAAUGGGGUUUCCCCGAUCUUUGGGGGUGAUGCGGUGGAGCAGAUCAAUAGAAACUUUAAGGCACGCGAUGAAGAUCAGGAAAGUAGCAAGCUGCCUCCAACAUACACAGAUUCGAACCAGCCUGAUGUCUAUACCGACCAGGCUGUUUCCUUUGUUGCCCUCUAUAACCCCAAGGCGAAUCUUGUAGCCAGCUGCGCCUUUGUCACGUGCACAGAAGGAGCCGAAUUCGCUGCCCCAGAGCUGUCGAGUAGGCACGAAGAGCGGACAUUAAGAAGGCUUCGAGGUGAAGAGGAACCUGCUACAAGCGUUAUAUGCUUGGCGAAUCGGAAAGCAUUGAACUCAGGAGACGCGCCAUUCAAAGUGUCGGCACUGGAUGGGCUUGUCGUCGGCAGUCUCCCUGAACAAAUUGCCGAGCACGCGCGACCAAAAGGUUUCUUUUGGUGUUUUAUCAUUUAUGUUAAGGAUUGCAGGAGAUAA
Messenger RNA from Eimeria necatrix, 1200 nucleotides. RefSeq names its product SAG family member. The transcript has 7 exons. The record is from RefSeq and is a predicted model, not a curated record. Bases 1 to 1200 code for a protein of 399 amino acids. Lineage: Eukaryota; Apicomplexa; Conoidasida; Eucoccidiorida; Eimeriidae.